AUGUCUAAUAAUAUAAUGAAUAUCUUCAGUGACUCCAAACUAUCGUUGACGCGGUCUCUGAAGAAUCACUUGUUUGUCGGUAACAAUUUCGGGAUCAUCAAGGUUGUCGAUUUGCAUCACAAGGAAAAUGAACCAGAAGUUUUGGAAAUCGCUGACGAAUUGACCAAUUUUGAAAUCCGCCAUAAUUUGAUCGCUCUCACCACUGCCGAAGGCGAUUUCCUCGUAUAUCGAAUCAAUGAAUCAUUAUCCAACGUGGAAGCCUCGUUGAAGUGCUAUAGAUCCGAACUACCGUUGAGAGACGUGGUGUUUUUAGAUAAUCAGCAUGUAGUGGUUGGCGGGGACGAUAGCCAGUUAAUCUUGAUCAAUCUUUCGAAAUUGAUCGCCAGCAAUGACCUGAAACUAUACCAUUGGUCAAUAGACUCUUUUGAUGACAAAGAAAACAUUAUCAAGAUCGAUAUCCCUGAUCAGAUCCGUUCCAUCACUUACAAUGAGAAAGAAAGUGUCUUGGCCGCCACUCUUUCGUGUGGUGAUAUCCAAAUAUUCAAAUACAACAAACAUGAUCUGGAAACCCCAUUGACUACAGUACUGGCGGUGAGUGACUACUAUGGGAAAUACGUUUACAUUCCAGGAGACGAAGAAGUCGGUAACCUUGACAAUUUGGCCAAGGGUAAUGCGUCUUGGAACCCAAGUAAACCUAAGAGCAUCACCGUUAUAAACAAGGCCAAUGAUAUUAACUUGCACGAUAAUUAUGCCGAUGUGGGGAAAUCUGUCGACCCGUCGUUGUCAUUAUCGGGGUAUCACAAGUCGGAAGUGAUAGAGAUCCAAUACUGUCCAUUCAAUUAUCAAUACUUGGCAUCGAUUGACUAUGAAAACCGCUUAAUUGUUUGGAAUUUGGGUACCAAAAAACCGAUUUUCAAUAAAGAGUUGAAAUCUGCUACCGAUGAGAACUGUCAUUUGAAAAAUAUUUCUUGGAGUUGUUUGGAUAACACUAAUGUCAUUGUGUCUGUGGGUACCACUACCGGGAACAUUUUCAUGUUCGAUUCACUUGUGGAAAUUGAAGCUUCGACGACGGCAAAGAAGUUUGACUUCCAAGAAGAAGAUGAUGACGACGAUAUUGAUUUCUCAGAUGAUAAUGAAUCACUUCAUUCUCAAAACAAUAAUAAUAUAUCUCUGACGCGGAUCACGAAUUUGAAAAGAACCAGAGCCGAUUUUGAAUCAGAUUCGGAAGUUGAUUUAUCAGAUGAGGAAAACAACCUUGAGGAUACUCUUGCCAUACUCAGAAAAUCGGCCAAUGUAUUACCUAGCUAUUCUUUGAAACCUUAUUGUGUCGGGGUUUCUCCUUGGGUCAACAAUAAACGAUACUUGACCAUCAAUGAAAUCGGGUAUGUUUACGCUGAAAGAAAUGUCGAAGACAAUACUCAGACCAUCAAUGUCAAAUUCCACGAUUUUGGAACCUCCAAGAAUAUUGACUACUAUCUUGUCGAUGGCGUUGGCUAUGAUCUUGCUUAUUUGAAUGAUGAAGGGGUGCUAUUUGCGAAAUCAGCGUUUAUCGACGAAGCUGAAGAUUUGUUUGGUACCAGCUUCACCAACUUGUCUUCUUUCAAACAAGCUAAAAUAUAUUAUAGACCACAUAAGGGAGAAUCGGACAGUUGGGACAAAUUAUUACCAAUCAAAAAUUACUUUGCUGAUAAGCGCAAUGAUAACGACAAAUCAAAACUAUACCCGAACGAGUUCAUCACCAAUAUCAACAUGGCGAAACGAUUUAUUUUUGUGUUCACCAAUCAAGGGCAUACCAGAAUCCUAACGAAAUUCGGUCUCCUAAUAAAAAUCGAGAAAUCUUUACCGGUUAUUGCCUCGAUAUCGAACUCCAGGAUUUUGUUCACCAUUACCAGUAGUUUGAACGGCAGAGAGUUCCAAUACAGUAUUAGAGACUUGAUCACUACCAACCAACAAAAUUAUAUCGAGAAGAACCAGUUAUUACCAAUAGAUUAUUUGUCAAAUAAGCUUCUAGACGAUACCAAGAACUUUGAUAAAUUACUUGUGAGGUUCCAAGACUAUGAGAAAAAGAAUACAUUGAGCGGCGAAGAGUUUGACAUUGGGUUGAAUAAAGGUCACAAACAAAUGUUUGAUGAUCUAGUUUAUAAAAGCUCUUGUUAUUUACUAAAAGGGUUAUUCUUCAACAACUAUGGCGAUCCCUGUUUUGUCGAUAAUAGCAAUUACUUGUUCAUUCUCAGUAAGUGGAAGAAAUCGUCGCAAGGAGUGGUGAUACCAUUAUUGAAUUUGAACGAGAUUUUGUUGACCAAAUCGCAUUUGAAUUACGUUCCAAUUAGUUUGGUAGAUGAGCAAUUUAACGUUUGCAUUUUCACCGCAAACAAAGAGAUUUCUCACAAAGAGAUAUCUGAUCAUAUUUAUCCGAUUCCCCUACCUGAGCCAACGGAAAUCAGUAUCAGAAUUCCUAUCAGUUUGAAUGUUGAUAUGAAAGUGGUCAAAGAACAACAAAGGGCUCGCAGAGAAGAAGAGCAACAACAACAGGACGAGGAGAAUUUCAUUGAUGAUGGCGACGAUGAUGAUGAAAACGAUGAUCUAUUAAGCGAUUCAGAUGAUGAAGAGUUGGAAGAAAGUUUGAGACAAGAGUUAGCAUCAGAAGAAGGGUUCCUACGGGCAAAGCUCAUGGGAGAUUUGAUUAACGAGUCUAUUGAUAGUCACAAUUUGUUUCAAAGAACCAUCACCAACAAAUUCAAAAUUCACAAGAAAACCAAACGGAUGCUUGCAGAAGCCGAGGAUGAUGAUUACUAUUUGAAUGACCUUGAUUUGAACUUGUCGGACAAUGAAAUUGAAAACGACGGCGACGAGUUGAAAUUGAAAAAUGAUCAAUUCGAUAUCAAUGACUCGAUUGAUAAAUUACAAGAAUUGAACUCUGUCUAUGAUAAGUCACUAUUGAAGAUAUUUUCGGAGUUUUGUUCUAAUCAAGAACUUGUGAAGGCCGGGAAUUUAAUUAAGGAAUUGAAGCAAGAUAGAGCAUUGAUCGCUGCUAGUAGAAUUGCCGAAAGAUUGGAAUUGGCAGACCUUGCAUCGAGAAUAAAUAGUGAAAGAGAAAAGAGAAUGGGAUUUGAUUAG
Molecule: messenger RNA, 3117 nt
Organism: Saccharomycopsis crataegensis
Lineage: Eukaryota; Fungi; Ascomycota; Saccharomycetes; Ascoideales; Saccharomycopsidaceae
Gene: CTF4
Product: chromatin-binding protein CTF4
Exons: 1
Coding region: 1-3117 (1038 amino acids)
Biological process (GO): DNA-templated DNA replication; mitotic cell cycle; DNA repair
Cellular component (GO): nuclear replication fork
Molecular function (GO): chromatin binding; protein binding
Source: RefSeq, a predicted model, not a curated record